Messenger RNA from Tarenaya hassleriana, 1181 nucleotides. RefSeq lists its product as uncharacterized. Bases 273 to 911 code for a protein of 212 amino acids. NCBI's taxonomy places the organism in Eukaryota, Viridiplantae, Streptophyta, Magnoliopsida, Brassicales, Cleomaceae. The record is from RefSeq and is a predicted model, not a curated record. The transcript has 6 exons.
GCCUCCUUGUCCCUUUCCUCUUCUUCUGAGCUGAUUGCUGAAAAUUGACGCCUUUCUCUGUUCAGUUUUUUUUUUCUUCCCAAUUCCUUCGACGGAUCGAUCGAUGCCCUUUUAGAUUUCUUGCGUUUCGCAUUAUUUUCCCCGGUGAAAAAGAAGCGCAUUCCCGCUGAAUCGCUUUUUUUCUGAUCUUCUUCGUCUGGCAUCGCGAUUAGGUGUUCUACUGUUUAAUUGGUUGCUGGGUUUGUCGUCUCUCGAGCUGUUCACAAACAACAAUGGUGUCGGCGAACAGAGAGAUGGCGGUUUACUGUUUCGACACUUUGGUCUCUCACUACAACAGCGAAGAGACUCCUCUUCCUGCCUUUGACGAGGCCCAGCAUCCAUUGUUUGUCACCUGGAAGAAAAUAGUGAAUGGUGGAGAACCUCGGUUGCGGGGAUGCAUUGGUACAUUGGAAGCUCGCCACUUGAUUAGUGGCUUCAAGGAUUACGCCUUGACCAGUGCCCUGAGGGAUCGUAGGUUCCCGCCCAUACAACCUAAAGAAUUGCCAUUUCUGGAAUGUACGGUCUCUGUUCUCACCGAUUAUGAAACUGCAGAAGGUUAUCUUGAUUGGGAGGUUGGAAAGCAUGGAAUAAUCAUCGAGUUUACUGAUCCUGAGCGUAAUACAAGGCGAAGUGCCACAUAUUUGCCCGAGGUACCAGCUCAUGAAGGUUGGACAAAGGUAGAGGCGAUAGAUUCGCUGGUUCGUAAGGCGGGGUACAGCGGUCAGAUAACGGAGUCCCUGUGCAAGUGUAUCCAUCUAACCCGAUACCAGAGCACGGUAUUCACCAUGCAUUAUAGCGAGUACGUCUCGUAUGUGAAGGCGACGAGGGGCGGCGUUCCAGCUAUUAACGGGACCAAACCCGCGGCCUUCUGAUUCUUCCGCUAUUUAAAAGCCCGGGGUACGUUUCAUCCCGGAAACAGGGCAGAAAUCGACUCGAUUCGGUUUCUGUUGUGUCUUAUUUUUAGUUGUGAUUCAAAUUGUCUGUCUGCUGAUUUAAACCUUCCUCGGAAAUUUGGCAAAAGGUGUAUUGGCAUCUCAAUUUGGCAACUGUAACAUUUAAGUACUUUGAUCAAAGGAACACACUUUGGUCUCUGUGUUUCAUGUGGAGAAACGAAAUGCAUGCUGCAGCUAUGUUUUUCAUAA